CGCAUUUAUCUGAUGGGAGCUGGACAUGACGGCUUGGCUGCAAGUCUUUCACCCCAGGAAUGUGAAUCAAAAACUAGCUCAGGAGGGGAGUUAAUAAUGUUUGACGCGUCUGUGACGCAGCGCCUUUCCUUCCCUAAAGUCUCCAACAUCCACACGGAGCAGCAUUUUCCCUCCUUCAUCUCCUCCCAGAUGAGUCUCCUGUUGGUCCUUAAAGGAACUGGAUUUGCCACUCCUCACCCCGGCGGCUUCAAGUGUUUUACAUGUCAAGACGCUGCAGAUAACUACGAGUGCAACCGCUGGGCCCCAGAUGUUUACUGUCCAAAAGAUACCGGCUACUGCUACACGCUCCACAUGAUGGAUAACCAUGGAGACAGCGUUUCUGUGACCAAGCGUUGCUCCACCUUAGAGAAUUGCCGCUUCACUGGCUGCAUCAACAUCACCCAUAAUGGCUUCCAGGUGUGCACGUCGUGCUGCGAGGGUAACAUCUGCAAUGUGCUGGUACCCAGGAAUGACAGCAGCGCAAUGUUCUCCUUCCCCACUCCUCUGGGCAGCUCGGGUGGCAGGCUGCUUCCUGCUGUGCUGCAUUUCUUCCCCCUCGUCAUCAUCAGCAGCUGCUGGACAUGUUUAAGAGUCAAAUAA
Molecule: messenger RNA, 639 nt
Organism: Cyprinodon tularosa
Lineage: Eukaryota; Metazoa; Chordata; Actinopteri; Cyprinodontiformes; Cyprinodontidae
Product: ly6/PLAUR domain-containing protein 6-like
Exons: 5
Coding region: 13-639 (208 amino acids)
Biological process (GO): positive regulation of canonical Wnt signaling pathway
Molecular function (GO): acetylcholine receptor inhibitor activity
Source: RefSeq, a predicted model, not a curated record